CGUCACGGUUUUUCCGUCAGUUUGUUCCGCGUGGCCCCAUCCCCACCGCCCCACCCCUCCAAUCGGUUCCUCCGCCCCACGUCGCGGUCAGUUUCCCCGAUGCCGCUCCGCCGCCCAGCUCGCGAUUUGUCGGCCGUUCUUCCGUCGCCGAUACUGGGCCUGGCGCCGCCGGCGAGCCUCUGCGUGCCCCCGCAGUCAAUCCAACGCCCUCCCGUUCCUGACGCCGCUCACUCCUCCCGUCGCCGGGUUUCCCGAAGCCGCUCCGCUGCCCAGCUCGCGAUCCGUCCGCCGUUCCUCCCCUCGCCGAUCCGGGGACUAGCACCGCCGGCCAGCUCCUGCAUGUGCCCGCAGUCAAGGCGACGACCUCUCGUUCCCGACGCCGCUCACUCCUCCCAUCGCCGUUCUGGGAGACCGAUCUGCCGUCGAUCCUCCUCCGGCCUACCUUCUGAUCAGGAGGUGCUGCGUCACCAUCUACCCGUGCUAGAGAACUGCCGAAGGAGAGAAGGGAAGGCAAGGCAAGGCAGCCUCUAUCUGGCUCAGAGGAAGAGCUCCCGAGGCCUCAAGAUGCACGCAGGGAUAAGGUUCGUGGCGGGGCAGAGGAAGAGCUCCCGAGGCCUCAAGAUGCACGUAGGGAGAAGGUUCGUGGCGGGGCAGAGCAGGCCAGCUCCAAGCCUCCAAGAUCGCAUUAGAGCAGAUUGGUCAGAACCAAAAAGCUUGACUUUUUUUUUGCAUUAUGGAUGACUUCCAAACAAGCUAUCAGAUGAUGUUGAAGGCUGAAAGAUCUCGACAGAAGUGUGGUAGACAUCCAUUUGCAUGCCUGUGAUGUAAUCCUUUCUAAGCCUUCUAGCAUCAUAUGCUUGUGCCUGAUGCAGGUGAAGGCUGGUGAACACAUGCUAUUCCGUUCCUUCAUUUGUAUGGCAAUCAUUGGCUUGAUUCUAGAUUUAAGAUAUGUAUCUACAAUGAGAUAACGACAUUUGCAAAUAAAAGUCUCUAAUGCUGAGAAUUUUACUCAAGUUGCAAAA
Messenger RNA from Panicum virgatum (switchgrass), 1022 nucleotides. RefSeq lists its product as uncharacterized. Bases 100 to 741 code for a protein of 213 amino acids. NCBI's taxonomy places the organism in Eukaryota, Viridiplantae, Streptophyta, Magnoliopsida, Poales, Poaceae. The record is from RefSeq and is a predicted model, not a curated record. The transcript has 3 exons.